Messenger RNA from Ctenopharyngodon idella (grass carp), 2028 nucleotides. It is a transcript of the gene trmt2b, whose product is annotated as tRNA methyltransferase 2 homolog B. Lineage: Eukaryota; Metazoa; Chordata; Actinopteri; Cypriniformes; Xenocyprididae. The record is from RefSeq and is a predicted model, not a curated record. Gene Ontology annotation, biological process: RNA processing. Gene Ontology annotation, molecular function: tRNA (uracil(54)-C5)-methyltransferase activity, S-adenosyl methionine-dependent. The transcript has a single exon. Bases 490 to 1938 code for a protein of 482 amino acids.
AAGUUUUACAAUGCAAAAUAAAGCUGUUGUUGACCUUUUCAUUCUUUAAUUAAUUUUCUUUGAUUUUUGUUUUUUAUUUACCUUUGUUUUUUUAUUUACGGUGUAGGUUGUCACAACAGAAAUUUGCAAUUAAACAGAAUAUAGUAGACUUUUAAGAUCAUAGUAACAGUAAAAAAAUAAAUAAAUAAAUAAAUAAAUGCAAAAAUAAUGAAACAGCAAAACAAAAGUAGUACUUCCGGAAAACGACUGUUGCGGUCUGAAAGCAGAGUGGGCGCACUAGUAAAGAGAGUAAUGUCAUCAGAGCGCCGUAUCAAGUUGGCACAUGGAAAAAAGGUAGAAGGAACAAUAUUUGUUUUACCAGACUGUUGACAGUUUACACGUGUAUGUUGUGAGCCAGAAUAUAUCUAGACUAGACACUGACGCGAUGAACAUCAUAGUGUAUUUGAGCAUGUGACCCCACGGGUUAACAGAGGAUACAAAUCUGCACCAAUGUCGCAUGCAUAUGAAACAAUGCGCUUACAUUUAACCUGGCCAUUGUUGAAACAAAUCGUCACUGUACCAAAAACAUGCUUCAGUUAUUCAAUAACCAGCCGUUGUGCUGUCAAUACUGGCAGUAAGCCUGUGAAGAGAAGAAAUGAAAGGAAACCCAAACUACCUGCUGACUGGCAUACUCUUUCCUGGGAAGAAAGACUGGCUGACACUGUGACUCCUUUAUGGAGAAUGAGUUAUGAGGAGCAGCUCCAGUGGAAACAAGAGCAGCAGCACAAGAUCUUGCUUGAGAUGACAAAGCAACUAGCUCAGGAUUCAAUGCACUCUUUUUCAAAUGACUUAAGAUUCCCACUCCUUCCCAUAGUAGCCUCACCAGUGAGCGAUGGAUACCGCAAUAAAUCAACCUUCUCUGUCAACAAAGGUGUAGACGGUAAUCCAAAAACUGUUGGAUUUUAUAUCGGAAAUGGAAAAACGGGUAACAUAGUCUGUGUCCAUGGUGACCAUCUCCUGAACAUGCCUUCAAAGCACAGCAUGGUUGCAAGGUACUAUGAAGAUUUUAUACGCCUCUCACCACUCAGACCAUGCAUUUUGUUUCAUGAUGGUGGUCACUGGAGAGAAAUCACGAUACGAACAAAUUCUGCCGGUCACACCAUGGCCAUAGUCUACUUCCAUCCUCAAAACCUAAGGCCUGAGGAGAUUGGCAUCCAUAAAGCUGCUCUGGUUGAGUACUUCUCACAAGGUCCUGGAGCAGUUUGUCAGCUGGAUUCUCUUUAUUUCCAGGAGAGCACAAUGACCCGUUGCAGUAAUGAACAAUCCCCCUAUCAGCUUCUGUACGGACAGCCCCAUAUCUUUGAGGAGGUGCUUGGCUUCAAGUUCCGCAUUUCUGCUGAUUCUUUCUUCCAGGUGAAUCGGGGAGCAGCGGAGGCUUUGUACAAAACUGUUGCGGAGCUGAAUCGGGCUUGUGUUGGGGGCACCCUUCUGGACGUCUGCUGUGGUACUGGAGCCAUUGGCAUUUCGUUAUCCCCACAGAUGGAGAGAGUCAUUGGCAUAGAGCUCAUUGAGCAGGCAGUCGAGGACGCCAAGUGUAAUGCAGCACUAAACAGAGUUCAUAACUGUGAAUUUCUCUCAGGCAAAGCAGAAGUUGUUCUGCCAGAUAUGAUGCCCACUUUGAAAUGUGAUGGCGGGCUGACAGCCGUUGUGAAUCCGUCCAGGGCUGGCCUACAUUAUCGAGUUGUCCGAGCUUUGAGGAAUCACUCAGCCAUAAGAAGGCUUGUCUAUAUAUCAUGCAAACCUGAUGGGGAGGCAAUGAGGAACUUUAGAGAGCUCUGCUGUGGUUCAGGUUUUAAGAGGAAAAUCACUGGAGAAGCCUUCACACCAACUGUGGCUGUACCUGUGGACCUGUUUCCACACACUCCUCACUGUGAACUAGUUCUGGUUUUUGAGCGAUAGUGGUUGUUUUUGAAAAAGUGGCUGUUUUGGAAUUCAUUCCAGUGAAUGUCUAUUUAUCUAUGCCAUUAAAUGUCUAUGCAAAAUUUUCAA